This is a messenger RNA of Nanorana parkeri, 2172 nucleotides long. It is a transcript of the gene WAC, whose product is annotated as WW domain containing adaptor with coiled-coil. The coding region runs from base 89 to 1852 and encodes 587 amino acids. The transcript has 13 exons. The record is from RefSeq and is a predicted model, not a curated record. Gene Ontology annotation, biological process: positive regulation of TORC1 signaling; regulation of autophagy. Gene Ontology annotation, cellular component: nucleus. Lineage: Eukaryota; Metazoa; Chordata; Amphibia; Anura; Dicroglossidae. Gene Ontology annotation, molecular function: chromatin binding; RNA polymerase II complex binding.
UGCGUGCUGUAGGGACUCCCAACCCUACCAGAGUCUUAAAUAUUCAUCAAAGGGACACCCAAGCAGUGGUGAUCACCGUCAUGACAAAAUGCGAGACUCUGCAGAUCCAUCUCCACCAAACAAGAUGCGAAGAUCAGACAGCCCUGAGAAAUAUGCUGACAGUGUUGGACAUGGGAAGGCCAAGAGUAUGCAUAUCCACAGGGUCCGAGAGAGGGAUGGAGGGACCAGUUUUUCUCCACAAGAAAAUUCCCAUAACCACAGUGCUCUUCAUAGCUCAAAUUCACAUUCUUCUACUCCAAGCAAGACAUCUGAUUCUGCUUAUGAUCCAGCAGAUGACUGGUCUGAGCAUAUCAGUUCCUCUGGCAAAAAAUACUAUUAUAACUGCAGAACAGAAGUGUCCCAGUGGGAGAAACCGAAAGAGUGGCUGGAAAGGGAGCAGCGCCAGAAGGAGUCCAGUAAAGUGGCCGUUAAUAGUUUCCCCAAAGACCGAGACUACAGAAGAGAAGCAAUGCAAGCCUCAGCUACGGUGGAUGAGAAACAUUCCAAUGACGCCAGCAGCAUGCUUCCACAGAACAUUUUGUCUCAGACAAGCCGGCACAAUGACAGAGACUACAGACUCCCCAGAACAGAGACUCACAGCAGUGCAGCCCCAGUGCAGCACUCUAUUAAGCCUGUGGUUCACCCGACUGCUACCGCAAGCAGCGUUCCUUCUAGUACUUUUACAGUACAGCCUGAGCACCCUCCUCCAAAGAAGUCAUUCGAUGCAAAUGGAGCAGCAGCAUUAUCAAAACUGCCUAUCUCCACAUCUUCCAUCCCAGCACAGAAAUCUGACAGAAAAGACUCUGUAUCUGAAAAACCAUCCUGUACCACCCCUUCCACAUCAUCUGCUUCUGGACUAAACCUUUCUGCUGCUCCUCCUUCUUCCUCUUCUACAGUCCCUGUGUCACCAGUGCCACAAUCACCAAUUCCUCCAAUACUGCAGGACCCCACCCUCCUGCGACAGCUGCUCCCUGCCUUGCAAGCCACUCUGCAGAUUAAUAAUUCUAACGUGGAUAUAUCCAAAAUUAAUGAAGUCCUUACAGCUGCUGUGACACAAGCCUCUUUACAGUCAAUACUUCACAAGAUCAUCACCGCUGGGCCCUCUUUCAACAUCACAUCUCUAAUCUCCCAGGUUGCACAGCUAUCGGCACAAGCGACACAAUCGAAUCAGUCACCUAUGUCUUUGACGUCUGAUGCCUCAUCGCCAAGGUCAUAUGUGUCCCCCCGAAUCAGCACACCGCAGACUAAUACUGUUCCCCAUAAACCUUUGCUAAACACCACGCCUGUAUCUUCACAGUCAAAGGCCAGUUCUGCAGUUGGUGCUAAACAAGGGUCAUCAACACAGACAGUAUCACAGCAGUCAGCGACUGCAGAGAAAUCCCAAGGACACGAACCCGCCUCCCCCCGAAACCUUCAGCGUCAAAGUAGUCAGAGAAGCCCAUCUCCUGGUCCCAAUCAUACCUCCAGCACUUGUGCAUCAAGCACGUCGUCUGUACCACAGAACUCCUCUUCACGAUCAUCUUCAUCCUCACUGACGCCAACUCUAGCUGCCUACUUCAAUGAAAACCUUAUAAAGCAUGUGCAAGGCUGGCCUGCUGAGCACGCCGAAAAGCAGGCAUCAAGGUUACGUGAAGAAGCCCACAACAUGGGGAGCAUUCACAUGUCUGAAAUUUGUACAGAGUUGAAAAAUUUAAGGUCUUUAGUUCGAGUAUGUGAAAUUCAAGCCACUUUGCGUGAGCAAAGGAUACUGUUUUUGAGACAACAAAUUAAAGAACUUGAAAAACUUAAAAACCAGAAUUCCUUCAUGGUGUGAAGAUUAUUUUUGUCUUGCACGUGGACUUUGGACAGUAAAGCAGAGGGAGCCCGACCUUGACCCUUUUUUUUUUUUUUUUGAGCUGCAUAAGAGUAGACUUUGGACCGUUGGGUCGGGCUUGUGGACAAUUCAGGGGAGAGAAGCGAGCCUGGAGGGGGAGUCAAGGGGGACAAAUACAAGGAUUUGUAAAACCCUCGAAAUGUAGAUUAUACUUGUAGAUGUAUCCUUCACGUUGUAAAUAUGUUUUGUAGAUUGAAGCCAUGGGACGCCCAUGUUGUAUCAGAGCUUUGACAUCCAAAACUAAUCAAUGCUGAGGUGGU